GGCGUGGCCACGAAAGGCGGCAGCCGCGGCGGGAGGGCGGCCGAGAUGCGAGGCGUCUUCCCCACCUGCGUGACUAAAACCGCGGGGAUCCGCAGGUGGAUGGGAGAGUCCUGAGAGAGCCCUCCAGAUCUGAUCAAGACCAAGGAUGGAGAAGACCAUAGAGGGACUGCAAGAACAAAUGAUGGCUAGAUCUAUCCCUUGUGAUGCUGAACUUCAACAACUAAUGCACCAGAUCGACAUAAUGGUAAACAAGAAGAAACUGGAAUGGGAAAAGAGGAUGCAGGGAUUGGAAGCAAGAAUGACUAUCCGGGAUCAAGAGUUAGCAAGUGCCCAAAGCAAAUUAGAUCAGAAAGGUCAAGAGGUGGGCUUACUCAGACAAAAACUGGACAGCUUACAAAAGUCAAAAUAUGAGAUGGCUCAGAAUUACGACGCCCAGCUUCAAGCCUUGAAAACUCAAUUUGCUAAGCUGACGCAAAGCUAUGAAAAAUUACAGUUGCACCAAUUAAAACAAAACAAAUCUCACCACAUGGAGAAAUGUACGGAAAACCAAGAAGCGCCUUUCCAGAUGAACAGUUUAAACCAGAAGCUGGAGGAAUUUAGAGCAAAAUCAAGAGAGUGGGAUAAGCAGGAAACGCUGUAUCAAAAUCAUUUGGUUUCUUUAGAUGCUCAGCGAAAAUUAUUGUCUGAGAAAUGCAAUCUGUUCCAGAAACAAGCUCAAAAUUGUAAAAUCCAAGUACACUGUCAAAAGCUGACGCAAAAUGAUGGGGAUACUUGCAGCCAGUACGGAAACAAACAGCUUGGGGUUCAGAACGGUGCUUUUACCGAGCCCGCUGAUAGGAACAAAUUCUUUAUGGAAAAACUUGAGUCAACCGUGAGUGAAAUAGCAGUGAGCAGAAACAAACUACAAGAGGAAAACUUAAAGCUCCAACAGGAAGUAAAAAUGUACCAAAGGAAAUGCCAGAACACGGAAGCCAGACUCGCGGAAGUGAGGAAUGAACUGCAGUCUCGUGAAGACCUCCUAACUAUGGUGGAACUGGAAUGCCAGCAGCUGCGAAAGGAAGUGGCCAAAAUUGAAGAGUAUAAAAACAAAGAAGGAAAUCAAGUGAAGCUUCAGUCAGCUUAUGCACAAUGCAUCAAGGAUCUGGAAAUAAAGAAAACUCAGAUACUUAUUCUGGAAAAGCAGCAGGACCAUCUACAAAAAGAGCUAAACGAGAUAAGUGGACAGCUUUUUCGGGAAGCGCAAACCCAUCACUCCGAGGUGGAGAGACUGCGGAUGGAAAACUCGAGCUUGACAGAGGAGCUUCAUCAGAAGGAAAUUACUAUAGCAACUAUCGUGGAAAAGGCCGCUGUGCUGGAAAAGCAGAAAAUGGAUUUAUUGAACAAAGAGCACAAAACCUGUUCGGAUCCUGCUGAUACGCUGGAGUGUAAAAAUGGAAGGUUACACAAAGAACUCCUUAAAUUGCCGAGGGACCCAGAAAUGCCAUCCUUGGUGAAUGCCAUCGCAUACUUCGGAACAAAUCACGCCAAGCAGACCUCUCUGAAAAUGCCGGCAAAGGAAGAGAAGCCUGUGCAGAAUUCAAUCCAGUCUGCAAUAUAUGAACAUUUGGGAUGCUGCCAAACGCAUGUCCCCGGCUGGCACGGCCUACAGGAUAUUACUACUCUCGAAAGCAAUGGCACUUCACCUGCUGAAAGUUGGAGCAGAGAUCGUGAACCCGUAGCAGAUGGUAGAUCUCCAUCCCCACUGGAGGUGCCCCCACCAUUUUACUCCACUUCCUUUCCUCAGAGGAAUAAAUCUGACAUAUUGCUGAACCAGGUCUGCAUUAUGGAAAAAAGACAGAUGUCUUCCCCAGAGAUUUUGUUCCCGGCCGCUGCAGCAGAGAAAUUCCGACAGGAGGAAGAGAGGCGGGCAAAAGACUUUGAACAGAUUUUAAACUCUCACAUCGAAGAACUGCAAAGGCAGUCGGCGAACACCGUAAAGCACCAUGCACUAUACAUCAAGCAAACCCACCGCAGAUGAAGCUUUAAAAAAAAAUAAUAAAACCUUAAAAUUGUAUAGAUAAUCCCUGCACCAAUCAUCAGCUACCAUUUAAAAAAAAAAAACUUUAGCCAAGGAAAUUUUUUUGUAACGUGAGAUUUAUAUAUCGUUUCGCUGUGGAUUUCAUUUCAACGUGAAUUUGGAAGAUUGUGUAUCAAGAGGUCUCAAAAGAAAAUCUGGAAAUUAAAUACGAAUAUUUUUUUUUUAUUUUUUUUAGUGCGAUCCAAAUUCUGUUUUCUUAUUCAAAAUGCUGCAUCCAAAAUGUGCUUUUGGAGACUGAUUCAAAGUGGGUUGCAAGGCUGGGAACAAAAUUCACACUAAUGUGGCUGUCCUGGACCUCAUCGAAACAAACAAUUUCAAAUAUUUUAGAUUUAGAUCAGCCUCUCAGGAUGAGUAAAUCUGGGUGACCGCUACAUGGCGGUUACAAUCCCCUCAUUGACUGCAGUUUUGCAGCCCAGAUAUGGUAGCGUUAACUUCAGCCUUCCUUUAAUUCAGAUACAAAAAUCAUUUUCCCUGGAAAAAGCUAACUAAAUACAGGUAGUCCUUGACUUACGACCAGAAUUGAGCCCAGAAUUUAUAUUGCUAAGUCAGAAAUUUGUUAAGCGAGUUUUGCCCCAUUUUACAACUUUUCUUGCCACAAUUUGCCUCCAGAAGUUGCGAAUGCGCCAACACUGGAAGUUUUUAAGAAGAUAUUGGAUAACCAUUUGUCUGUUGGUGUAGAGUUUCCUGCCUAAGCAGGGGGUUGGACUAGAGGACCUCUCAAGGUCCCUUCCAACUCUGUUAUACUAAAUGAUUAGUUGUUAAGUGAAUCACUGCAGUUCUUAAAUUAGUAACCUGGUUGUUAAGUGAAUCUGGCUUCCCCAUUGACUUAGCUUGUCAGAAAGUCACAAAAGAUGGAACACAGCACCCUGGGACCCUGCCACUGUCAUAAAUAUGAACUAGCUGCCAAUUAUCUGAAUUUUUAUCAUGUGACCAUGGGGAUGGUGCAAAGGUAGCAACUGUGAAACAUGGUCAUAUGUCACUUUUUUUCAGUUGCUGUCGUAACUUCGAACGGUCACUAAAUGAACUAAAUGUAAGUCGAGGACUACCUGUAGAAUUGAAGGAGACAAUAUACUAUAAGGAUGGUCUACAGUUUCUGCUCUUUCAAAUUUGAUACAGACCCUUUAAAGCAAUUACCUCUUGCUGGGCAGGAGGGAGAAGAUAAGAAAUUUUACUUGAUUCUUUAAGGGGGUUGCUUUAAUAAAUGCUUUCAUAAAUAAAGGGAGGUGGUGGCUCAGUGGCUAAGAGGCUGAGCUUGUCGAUCGAAAGGUCGGCAGUUCAGCGGUUCGAAUCCCUAGUGCUGCAUAACGGGGUGACCUCCCGUUACUUGCCCCAGCUUCUGCCAACCUAGCAGUUCGAAAGCACAUCAAAAUGCAAGUAGAAAAAUAGGAACCACCUUUGGUGGGAAGGGAACAGCGUUCCGUGCGCCUUUGGUGUUGAAUCAUGCCAGCCACAUGACCACGGAGACAUCUUCGGACAGCGCUGGCUCUUUGGCUUUGAAAUGGAGAUGAGCAUCGCCCCCUAGAGUCGGGAACA
Molecule: messenger RNA, 3610 nt
Organism: Ahaetulla prasina
Lineage: Eukaryota; Metazoa; Chordata; Lepidosauria; Squamata; Colubridae
Gene: DEUP1
Product: deuterosome assembly protein 1
Exons: 13
Coding region: 146-2017 (623 amino acids)
Biological process (GO): de novo centriole assembly involved in multi-ciliated epithelial cell differentiation; centriole replication
Cellular component (GO): centriole; deuterosome
Source: RefSeq, a predicted model, not a curated record